CGCACUUGACGAACGUUCUCAGUCUUUCAAGGGGUUCACUUCACCUUUUGCUCACUGCACUUGAGGUACCACGUCUUUGAUCAAAUAUAUCUGUUUCCUUAAUUUUUGAAGAAUUGCAGCUUUCGUUUUUACUUCAUUAGCAAGCUGCUAAGUGGCUGGUACCCAGGGCUCCCUACUGCUGUGUAGUUCAUCGGUUACAGUAUGGAAGGCAGUGGCACUGGAUGGACUGGAGGUUUGCUGCCCUCUGUAGGCGAAGAGGCAACUAAGGAGCACUCAGUCUUUGAGGUGGCUGUCCAGAACGGCUUGGCCAACCACAGCUCUCUGUUUGCAGACGUGGCUCUGCUGCAGAGCUUCAAGCUGCUCAUCAUCCCCUGCUACGCCCUGGUGGUGUUGGUGGGUGUGUUGGGGAACUACUUGCUGCUCUACGUCAUCUGCUGCACCCGCAAGAUGCACAAUGUCUCCAACUUCUUCAUCGGGAAUCUGGCCUUCUCAGACAUGCUGAUGUGUGUGACCUGUGUACCCUUCACCCUGGCCUAUGCCUUUAACCCCCGUGGCUGGGUGUUUGGAAGGUUUAUGUGCUACCUGGUGUUCCUGAUCCAGCCAGUCACAGUUUAUGUGUCUGUCUUCACCCUCACCGCCAUUGCUGUCGACAGGUACUAUGCCACUGUGCAUCCUCUGAAGAAGCGCACCUCGGUGGCCACCUGUGCCUAUGUGCUGUCAGGGAUCUGGCUGCUGUCCUGUGGUCUGGUGGCUCCAGCUGUGGCCCACACCUACCAUGUGGAAUUCAGAGAGGAGGGCCUCACCAUCUGUGAGGAGUUCUGGCUGGGGCAGGAGAAGGAGAGGCUAGCCUACGCUUACAGUACCUUGCUGGUUACCUACAUCCUGCCACUCUCCGCCGUCUGUGUCUCCUACCUCUGCAUCUCUGUCAAGCUGAGGAACUGUGUGGCACCGGGACAUCGGACCCGGGACCAGGCAGAGGCACAGCGAGCCCGGAAGCGGAAGAUCUUCCGUCUGGUUGCGCUGGUUGUGGCGGCCUUUGGGGUGUGCUGGCUGCCCAUUCACGUGUUCAACGUACUGCGUGACAUCAACAUCCGCCUCAUCAAUAAGCGCCACUUCCUGCUCAUCCAACUAAUGUGCCAUCUGUGUGCCAUGAGCUCGUCCUGCUGUAACCCCUUCCUGUAUGCCUGGCUGCACGACCGCUUCCGCGCCGAGCUGAGGAAGAUGUUCACCUGCCACCGCCACAUCGGCAUCCCUGCCAACCACUGUGCUACAGCCAGCGUGGCCCUGUGACUGUGCAGGGACAAGGAGAGAGAAGAGACAGAAGAUCUCUGAUACCAGUGUAAACAUGUUGUAGGUCCAAUUUUCUGAUUAUUUGCUAGUGACCUAAUGUGGACAUGACAAGAGUUAAUUGUGACUUACAGCUGAUUACAGAGAUAUUAGGUGGCUCCCUAGUCAUUUUUCGAUGAACAAAUCAAUUGAACAUGCAUGAGGUGAUUGCCUGGAAAGAAUGAAUGAACUGAUUGAAUGCCAAUAAUAUGAAGGUAACACAAGAGAGAAAAAAGCAAGAGAAAGAAUAAAGGGAGAGGGAAGGAGAGGGAGAAAGAGGAGGCGAGGUGACAGGACCACCAAACAAAUGUUAUUUUGAAGGCCAUUAUGCACAGCCACAGUCAUUGUUUAACACCAGGAAACAUCAGCAAGCAGGAGAUUCAUCUGCCAAAAAUUAGAGGUUUGGUGGAUAAUUUCAAGGCAGUGUUAGGGUUCAUUCCUUACGUCCUUCUUUGUCAAUCAUUGGUUCAUUGGUGAAAUUAGCAUUAUGACAAUAUCUUUAAUUAAAUCAUUCAAAAAGCUUUAUUAAUGCAAUUGCAGACAGAAGUUGACAAACAGGAACAUAGCACGCAUGUUUCUGAGUAAGUUCUGCAUCAAAUAAAAGGUCUCAAGUUGUUUUAUUAAACUGAAGUCCCACCUUAGUGAUGUCACUGACUACGUCAUUACCUUUUUACUCCUGAGACCAAAACCCUAUAUAAACAAUGGCUUUUAGUGGUAUCUUAAACUUAGCAGUAAACGUCCACUCCCCAAAGCUGAUUUAUUGUGGAAUGUCUAACUAGUCUUUUAUCUCCCACAAUCCCCUGCAGAGUUCUGUCUCAGUCACACACACACAGACAGAGAGAGACAGAGAGAGAAAGAAAACAACUGUGGAAGAAUUCUUUACUCAUUGCGCUCUAUUGACUCCUUGUGGCCGGCCGGGCGCCUGCAGGCUGACCUCGGUCGUCAGUUGAACGGUGUUUCCUCCGACACAUUGGUGCAACUGACUUCCGGGUUAAGCGAGCGGGUGUUAAGAAGCGCGGGUUUUGCGGGUCAUGUUUCGGAGGACGCAUGACUCGACCUUUGCCUCCUGAGCCCGUUGUGGAGUUGCAUAUCACGAAAUUAGGGAGAAAAAGGGUAUAAAAUUACAAAAAACUAAAAUGUAAUUAAGUGUUUGUUAGGCAUUUGCUGAGGUCAUGCUUCCCACUGCUUGCUUGCAAUAAUGACUGCAUUAUAGUUUAACUGAGGUGUUGAUUCCUAUUGGUUUUUUAGACCAACCACAAAAAACCUUCCCCACUUUCAAUACAUUUAGUGAAAUGUCAUGGUGCCUUGCUUUAGUUGUUGUGAAUCCCUAAUAAAUGGCCUUCUGUGGUUUGUGUCAUGCCAUAUAAAAUGUCUGUCCUUAAGUGAUUGCAUGCAAUUAUGUAUACAAUUCUGAAUAAACAAACACUGAGAAUUGGCCAAUUGCUGAUUGAAAAAAAGCUACUAAGCUU
Molecule: messenger RNA, 2795 nt
Organism: Salmo salar (Atlantic salmon)
Lineage: Eukaryota; Metazoa; Chordata; Actinopteri; Salmoniformes; Salmonidae
Source: RefSeq, a predicted model, not a curated record